This is a messenger RNA of Cavia porcellus (domestic guinea pig), 2224 nucleotides long. It is a transcript of the gene Flad1, whose product is annotated as flavin adenine dinucleotide synthetase 1. Gene Ontology annotation, molecular function: FMN adenylyltransferase activity. Bases 693 to 2165 code for a protein of 490 amino acids. Gene Ontology annotation, biological process: FAD biosynthetic process. The transcript has 7 exons. NCBI's taxonomy places the organism in Eukaryota, Metazoa, Chordata, Mammalia, Rodentia, Caviidae. The record is from RefSeq and is a predicted model, not a curated record.
AGAGCUCAGUACUAUGAAGUUUGGUAGAAAAAGGGGUUCCGGUCUAGACAGGGUCCAGGGGAAGGCGACCGGGCUCUGGUCGUAUGGGGAGGGCGGAGCGCGUUUAAAGGGGUCAAGCCCCGGGAUCAGGUGGGCAUUUUUAAAGGUACACGUUCCGAAGAGAAGAGCCAUUUAAAGAUGCAAAUGCCUGAGAUAGAGCAAACUUUUAAAGAGAUCGGAUCGGCAAAUAGAAGACAUUUAAAGUGGUAGGUUCGUGGGAGAGCAAACUACUUAGGAAGACUAAAAUUGAGCUUAGAAGACAUUAGAAGGGUGUAGCUCAGUGGUAUUGAUAGCCAUUGUUUUGCAUGUGUGAGGCCUGUGGAUAGAUCCCUAGCACCGCAAACAAGCAAAACAAAAAACACUUAUGAGAGUAAGGGUUUGGGACUUGAGAAAACGUUUAUUAAAGAGACAGUAAUAAAGUAAUCCACUGUCCAGGGUCUGGUCCAGAGAAGACGAAAAUCUGCCUCCAAGGAAGAAUAUGCCCUCCUCCUUUCCUCCAUUGACCUUUCUGGUUUCUCCAGGUCCCCUCGACUCUGUUCUCAGGCUGUGGCUCUCAAUGCCUCUUAGAUCUGGCGGGGCCCCUGUGCUUACGACCCCUGUCUAGGGGUCUGGGUGGCUACCGGAGGGCCUUGCAGAGGGGCAGAGGCAGGACCAUGGCAUCUGGGACCUCGGAACUUCCCCAAGGGCGCAUCGUGACAGCGGGCAUCAUCAUUGUUGGAGAUGAGAUUCUCAAGGGACGCACUCAGGACACCAACACAUACUUCCUGUGUCGGACACUGCGGUCCCUGGGGGUCCAGGUUUGCAGAGUCUCUGUUGUACCUGAUGAGGUAAACACCAUUGCAGCUGAGGUGACCUCUUUCUCCAGCCGGUUCACUCAUGUCCUUACUGCAGGGGGCAUUGGCCCCACUCAUGAUGACGUCACCUUUGAGGCAGUGGCACAGGCCUUUGGGGAGGAGCUCAAGCCACACCCUGAGCUGCAAGCAGCCAUCAGAGCCCUAGGAGGGGAGGGCUGGGAGAAGCUGUCGCUGGUGCCCUCCUCUGCCCGCCUACAUUAUGGUACAGAUCCUCACACUGGCCAUCCCUUCAGAUUCCCACUGGUCUCCGUCCGAAACGUCUACCUCUUCCCAGGCAUUCCGGAGCUGCUGCGUCGGGUGCUGGAGGGGCUGAAGGGCCUAUUCCAGAACACAGCUGUUCAGUUCCAUUCAAGGGAGUUAUAUGUGGCUGCUGCUGAGGCCUCUAUUGCUCCCAUCCUGGCCAAGGCCCAGGCCCACUUUGAGGGGAAGAUUGGCCUGGGUUCCUACCCUGACUGGGGCAGCAACUACUAUCAGGUGAAAGUGACCCUGGACUCUGAGGAAGAAGGGCCCUUGGAGGAAUGCCUGGCUUACCUGACUGCCCAUCUGCCCCAGGGGUCACUAGUCUCCUAUGUGCCCAACGCUGUGGAGCAGGCCAGCGAGGCUGUGUACAAACUGGCCAAAUCAGGGUCUUCUCUGGGAAAAAAGGUAGCAAGCGCCCUCCAGAUCAUUGAGGCUGCCCUGGCCCGGUACCACCUCACCCAGCUCUGCUUGGGCUUCAAUGGGGGCAAGGACUGCACUGCCCUCCUGCACCUCUUCCACGCUGCUGUGCAGAGGAAGUUUCCUGAUGUCCCAAAACCCCUCCAGAUUCUUCAUAUCCGGAGUAUCUCCCCUUUCCCUGAGCUGGAACAGUUUCUACAGGACACCAUCAAAAGGUAUAAUCUGCAGGUGCUGGAGGCCGAGGGGGAUAUGAAGCAGGCCCUAGGCGAGCUGCAGAGACUGCACCCCCAGCUGGAAGCUGUCCUAAUGGGCACUCGCAGGACCGACCCCUACUCCUGUAGUCUCUGCCCUUUCAGUCCCACUGACGCUGGCUGGCCUUCAUUCAUGCGCAUCAACCCACUGCUGGACUGGACCUACAGAAACAUCUGGGACUUUCUGCGUCAGCUCUUUGUCCCUUACUGUAUCCUGUAUGACCAAGGGUACACCUCGCUGGGGAGUCGGGAAAACACAGUGCGAAACCCAGCCCUCCAGUGCCUGAGCCCAGGAGGACGCCCCACCUAUCGCCCAGCGUACCUACUAGAGAACGAAGAUGAGGAGCGCAACUCCCGAAUGUGAUCUCCCUCCUGUGGGCUGCCUUGGGUGCAAACUGUCAAUAAACCAAGGCUUUCUCUGUG